This is a messenger RNA of Hypanus sabinus (Atlantic stingray), 972 nucleotides long. RefSeq names its product C3a anaphylatoxin chemotactic receptor-like. The transcript has a single exon. Gene Ontology annotation, molecular function: G protein-coupled receptor activity; complement component C5a receptor activity. NCBI's taxonomy places the organism in Eukaryota, Metazoa, Chordata, Chondrichthyes, Myliobatiformes, Dasyatidae. Gene Ontology annotation, cellular component: plasma membrane. Gene Ontology annotation, biological process: inflammatory response; complement receptor mediated signaling pathway; phospholipase C-activating G protein-coupled receptor signaling pathway. The record is from RefSeq and is a predicted model, not a curated record. The coding region runs from base 1 to 972 and encodes 323 amino acids.
AUGUUGCUCUCCAACGGUCACAACAAUCUGGUCAAGCUCGCCGCCACUGGGAGCCACGACAUCAGCAAAUGCAUCUCCGGGGUGACGGAAUGGUCAGCGCCCGGUUCCGCGCUCAAGAUUGUCUUCGCCCUCAUGAUCCUGCUGGGUGCCCCCGGCAACGGGGCCGUCAUCUGGGUGACAGGCUUCAACAUGGGGAGGAACGUGUACACGGUGUGUUUCCUCAACCUGGCGGUGGCCGACCUAUCCUACUGCCUCAUCUUCCCCACCCUGCUGGCCUACAGCUGCCUGCCCGGUUAUUCUUCCAGUAACACAUUCUGGAGAUUGCUCCGAUGGAUCUUCAAAUUCCACAUGUCCACCAUUGCUCUGUUGUUAACCCUGAUCAGCAUCGUGUGGUGCCUGGCCAUCACUCGGCCUGUCUGGUUUCAUUACCACAAGGGCCUGGUUUGGGUGCGUGCGGCCUGCUUCGGGGCCUGGGGCCUGGCCUUCCUCCUUUGCCUGCCUGAACUCUUGCAUCUCUCCACUGAGUCGUAUUCGAUGGACGAGCCCUGGGUUACAUUGGAGGUAACUGGGAACAUCCUGUCCUUCGGCCCUCCCCUCCUGAUCAUGGCCGUGUGCUACCUUCUGAUUGGCCGGAAGCUGAAGGGGAGAACGUUCACCAAACCCAGGUACCUCAUUCAUCUCAUCAUUACAAUGGUCUCUGUUUUUAUUGUCUGCUGGCUCCCCAUCACUGUUUGUGACACACUCUGGAAAUUAUCAAUAUGCAUUCCCCUGCAGUCUUUGUAUUACACUUCCUCCUUGGGCUCCUUGAACUGCGUCUUCAACCCCCUCAUCUACGUCUUCUCCGGCCGCGACUUCCGCCAGGUCUUCAGGCGUUCUCUGGCCGCCACUCUGCGUUUGGCCUUCACCGAGGAGAAGAUGGAAUUGGGGAACGAUCCUCCCAUCCACACGGUUUCUGCAGAGACAAGAAACUGA